This is a messenger RNA of Meloidogyne enterolobii, 636 nucleotides long. NCBI's taxonomy places the organism in Eukaryota, Metazoa, Nematoda, Chromadorea, Rhabditida, Meloidogynidae. The record is from the annotation of a GenBank genome assembly.
AUGGUAAAAAAGAAAGAUUUAAAUCAGAAAAAGAUAAUGAGACCACAAAAAUCUUGUAAUUCAUCUGUUGGCCGUAAUUGGAAUGAAUGUAGUACUAAAAGAAUUAAUCCAACUACUGAAUUAAAGUCAACACAUUCUGGAAGAACGGCAUUAGCUAAACAAAGAUUGAUAAGAAUGUUAAUUGUAAUUGUUGUAAUAUUUUUUUGUUGUUGGACACCUUCCUAUAUUUGGUGGCUUUUACUUAAUGCACAAGAUACAUUUCAGACUUUCAAUAUUUGGAAUUCAGAAGUAAAUACAUUUAUUACUGUCUUAACAUAUUUAUCUUCUUGCACAAAUCCAAUUACUUAUUGUUUUUUGAAUAAUAAAUUUAGAAAUGCAUUGUGUUUGACAUUUGGAUUUCGCACAGAAAUUAGUCGGGAUAGGGCUAGCCGUGUUCAGCGGACACAAACAAGUGCUGCUGGUACACCCCGUGAUGAAUUCCAUUCAUGUCUAAGCGACACAAAUAAUCAUUCUAAUGCUAGUGGAAUACCUUCUGAUGGGCCUGGCAAAAUGGAGAACGGAUUAAGGUACUUUUGGAAUAUUACUGAAUUUUCACUACAUAGACAAUGUCCAAUAAGGAAUAGGAAUAUUUUUUGA